CUGUGUGGCUUCAGUGCCGUUGAUUCUGGAGGAAGAAGCUGGAAGCUGGGCCCGUUGACCCCUCUGGGCUCUUCCUGGUGGGCAGUUUUGGUGGAGGUCAAUGGGCAAAUUGCUUAAAUGGAGAGACCCCUGGGAAGGGCAGAAGGGGCUCUCCUGGGACCCUGCUCUGAGCGGUGCUCGUGUCUGGGCUUGUCCUCAUGUGCCUGGGGUAGACACCCCACACAGUCGGGCCUUUCUCUUUCUUCCCCACUCUCGUCUGACAAUUUGCCCCUAUGCUGGCCUCCAUCCUUGCUCGCCUUGAUCCACAGAGGAACAGGGAGUGGUUUUGGCGGUUGGCACAGGGGGAGCUGUUGAUGGCAUGAGGCCCUAUCAUCUGACAGCUGCCUGACCCGCCAUGGGGAGGGCCCCAGAGGGAGGUGCUCAGGCUGCGGGAGGCUCCUGCAGGCGGCUGCCCUUGUGUGGUGAGCCCGUGGCCACGGCCACAUUGCCCUGGGGCAGCCCUUCAAGGCCAGCCCUGAAAGGCGGAGGUGUCCCUGGGGCUGUACGACCUGUCCAGGAGGAGCGGGAGCAUGCCUCUUAAAUUAGUGGGGAAGGCUCUGUUCAAGGGCUCCAGCAGAGUCACCCCGAGUGUCCAGCCCCACCCCCAGCCCAUCAGAAACAUGAGUCUGAGCCGGACCACGGAGGACAGCUGUGAGCUGGACCUGGUGUAUGUCACAGAGAGGAUCAUCGCCGUCUCCUUCCCCAGCACAGCCAAUGAGGAGAACUUUCGGAGCAACCUCCGAGAGGUGGCCCAGAUGCUCAAGUCCAAGCAUGGAGGCAGCUACCUGCUUUUCAACCUCUCUGAGCGGAGGCCUGACAUCGCAAAGCUCCACGCCAAGGUCCUGGAAUUUGGCUGGCCUGACCUCCACACUCCAGCCCUAGAGAAGAUCUGCAGCGUCUGCAAGGCCAUGGACACUUGGCUCAAUGCAGACCCUCACAAUGUCGUCGUUCUGCACAAUAAGGGAAACCGAGGCAGGAUAGGUGUUGUCAUCGCGGCUUACAUGCACUACAGCAACAUUUCUGCCAGCGCCGAUCAGGCCCUGGACCGGUUUGCAAUGAAGCGAUUCUAUGAGGAUAAGAUUGUGCCCAUUGGUCAGCCAUCCCAGAGAAGGUACGUGCACUACUUCAGUGGCCUGCUCUCUGGCUCCAUCAAAAUGAACAACAAGCCCUUGUUUCUGCACCACGUGAUCAUGCAUGGCAUCCCCAACUUCGAGUCUAAAGGAGGGUGUCGGCCGUUUCUCCGGAUCUACCAGGCCAUGCAGCCUGUCUACACAUCAGGCAUCUACAAUGUCCAAGGAGACAGCCAGACCAGCAUCUGCAUCACCAUCGAGCCUGGCCUGCUCUUGAAGGGGGAUAUCUUGCUGAAGUGCUACCACAAGAAGUUUCGGAGCCCAGCCCGAGAUGUCAUCUUCCGUGUGCAGUUCCACACCUGUGCCAUCCAUGACCUCGGGGUUGUUUUCGGGAAGGAAGACCUUGAUGAUGCCUUCAAAGAUGAUCGAUUUCCAGAAUAUGGCAAAGUGGAAUUUGUAUUUUCUUAUGGACCAGAGAAAAUUCAAGGCAUGGAACACCUGGAGAACGGGCCGAGUGUGUCCGUGGACUAUAACACCUCUGACCCCCUCAUCCGCUGGGAUUCCUAUGACAACUUCAAUGGGCAUCGAGAGGAUGGCAUGGAGGAGGUGGUGGGACACACUCAGGGGCCUCUGGACGGGAGCCUGUAUGCCAAGGUGAAGAAGAAGGACUCCCUGCACGGCAGCACCGGAGCCGUCAGUGCCACGCGUCCUGUCCUGUCGGCCACCCCCAACCACGUAGAGCACACCCUCUCCGUGAGCAGUGACUCCGGCAACUCCACAGCCUCCACCAAAACAGACAAGACCGAUGAGCCUGCCCCUGGCCCCUCCAGUGCCCCUGCUGCCCUGAGUCCUGAGGAGAAGCGGGAGCUGGACCGUCUGCUCAGCGGCUUCGGCGUAGAGAGAGAGAAGCAAGGCGCCAUGUACCAUACCCAGCAUCUCCGGUCCCGCCCAGCAGGGGGCCCUGCCGUGCCCUCCCCUGGCCGCCAUGUCGUCCCGGCCCAGGUUCACGUCAACGGUGGGGCCUUGGCAUCUGAGCGGGAGACCGACAUCCUGGAUGACGAGUUGCCCAACCAGGAUGGGCACAGCGUGGGCAGCAUGGGCACACUGUCCUCCCUGGAUGGGGUCACCAACACCAGCGAGGGGGGCUAUCCAGAGGCCCUGUCCUCACUGACCAACGGUCUGGACAAGCCCUAUCCCGCGGAACCUAUGGUCAACGGUGGGGGCUACGCCUAUGAGUCCGCCAGCCGGUCGGUGCCUGCCCACGCUGGCCACACGGCCCCCAUGCGGCCCUCCUACUCCGCACAGGAGGGUUUAGCCGGCUACCAGCGGGAGGGGCCCCACCCAGCCUGGCCGCAGCCAAUGACCACCUCCCACUAUGGCCAUGACCCCAGCGGUAUGUUCCGCUCUCAGUCCUUUCCAGAAACCGAGCCCCAGUUGCCCCCAGCUCCGGCCCGUGGGGGCAGCAGCCGGGAGGCUGUGCAGAGGGGCCUGAAUUCCUGGCAGCAGCAGCAGCAACAGCAGCAGCAGCCACAGCAGCAGCAGCAGCAGCCUCGUCCCCCUCCUCGCCAGCAGGAUAGAGCCUACUUGGAGAGUCUCGGGCCCAGCAGGCCCAGCCCCCAGCCGCUGGCAGAGACCCCCAUCCCCGGCCUCCCUGAGUUCCCAAGAGCAGCCUCCCAGCAGGAGAUCGAGCAGUCCAUCGAAACACUCAACAUGCUCAUGCUGGAUUUGGAACCAACGGCCGCCGCCCCCCUGCACAAGUCCCAGAGUGUCCCAGGGGCCUGGCCAGGGGCUUCCCCGCUGUCCUCCCAGCCUCUCUCCGGCUCCUCCUGUCAGCCCCAUCCACUGACCCAGUCCAGAUCUGGCUACAUCCCCAGUGGGCAUUCCUUGGGAGCCCCUGAGCCGGCCCCACGGGCUUCCCUGGAGUCCUUCCCUCCUGGCAGGGCUUACUCACCUUACGAUUAUCAGCCAUGUCCAGGUGGGCCCAACCAGAGUUUCCGUCCAAAGAGCCCAGCCUCCUCCUCCUCAUCUGCCUUCCUGCCAACUACCCAUAGCCCUCCAAGGCCUCAGCAGCCCCCAGCCUCUCUCCCUGGCCUCACUGCUCAGCCUCAGCCCCCACCAAAGGAGGUGACUUCAGACCCCUCCCGCACUCCAGAAGAGGAGCCACUGAACCUGGAGGGGCUGGUGGCCCACCGGGUAGCAGGGGUGCAGGCUCGGGAGAAGCAGCCUGCAGAACCCCCAGCCCCUCUCCGGAGGCGGGCAGCCAGCGAUGGACAGUAUGAGAACCAGUCUCCAGAACCUGCGUCUCCCCGUAGCCCUGGGGUCCGUUCCCCUGUCCAGUGCGUCUCCCCCGAGCUGGCUCUCACCAUCGCCCUCAAUCCUGGAGGGCGGCCCAAAGAGCCCCAUCUGCACAGCUACAAGGAGGCCUUUGAGGAGAUGGAGGGAGCCUCCCCGACCAGCCCACCACCCGGCGGGGUGCGCUCCCCUCCAGGUCUGGCCAAGACACCCCUGUCGGCUCUUGGCCUGAAACCCCACAACCCAGCGGACAUACUGUUGCACCCUACCGGUGAGCCCCGGAGCUACGUGGAGUCGGUGGUGAGGACGGCAGUGGCUGGGCCCCGAACUCAGGACCCGGAGCCCAAGAGCUUUAGCGCCCCACCUGCCCAGGCCUAUAGCCACGAGAUGCCCCUGAGGAAUGGGACCCUAGGAAGCUCCUUUGUCUCCCCGAGCCCCCUCUCCACCAGCAGCCCCAUCCUCAGUGCUGACAGCACUUCAGUGGGGAGUUUCCCCUCAGGGGAAAGCAGCGACCAGGGCCCCCGGACACCUACCCAGCCUUUGCUGGGUUCCGGCUUCCGUUCCGGCAGCCUGGGACAGCCUAGCCCUUCGGCCCAGAGAAGCUCCCAGAGCUCUUCUCCUCUCCCGACCGUGGGCAGCAGCUACAGCAGCCCCGACUACUCACUACAGCAGUUCAGCUCCCCAGAAAGCCAGGCGCGGGCUCAGUUCACCGUGGCCGGCGUCCACACGGUGCCUGGGAGCCCUCAGGCGCGCCACAGGACAGUGGGCACCAACACCCCCCCCAGUCCUGGCUUCGGCCGCCGGGCCAUCAACCCCAGCAUGGCUGCCCCCAGUAGCCCCAGUUUGAGCCACCGCCAGGUGAUGGGUCCAGCGGGAACUGGUUACCAUGGUAGUGCAGUCUCCAGCCCCCAGAGCAGUACAGCGACCACUCCAGGAAGCCCCAGCCUGGGCCGGCACCCCGGGGCCCACCAGGUUUCAGGCCUCCACGGCAGUGUGGCCACUACUCCGGGAAGCCCCAGUCUGGGCCGGCACCCCGGGGCCCACCAAGGCAACCUGGCCUCCGGCCUCCACGGCAAUGCAGUAGCCAGCCCUGGAAGCCCCAGCCCGGGCCGGCACCUGGGAGGGCCUGGAUCCGUGAUUCCCGGCAGCCCCAGCUUGGACCGGCACGCGGCCUAUGGCGGCUAUUCCACCCCCGAGGACCGGAGACCCACGCUGUCCCGGCAGAGCAGUGCCUCUGGUUACCAGGCUCCCUCUACGCCCUCCUUCCCUGUGUCCCCUGCCUACUACCCGGGCCUCAGCAGCCCCGUCACCUCCCCGUCGCCGGAUCCGGCAGCCUUCCGGCAAGGGAGCCCGACGCCAGCCCUGCCCGAGAAGCGGAGGAUGUCCGUGGGAGACCGAGCAGGCAGCCUCCCCAACUAUGCCACUGUCAACGGGAAGGUGUCCUCCUCGCCUGUGGCCAGCGGCAUGUCCAGCCCCAGCGGGGGCAGCACCGUCUCCUUCUCUCACACUUUGCCCGACUUCUCCAAGUACUCCAUGCCAGACAACAGCCCCGAGACACGGGCUAAAGUGAAGUUCGUCCAGGACACUUCCAAGUAUUGGUACAAGCCUGAGAUCUCCAGAGAGCAGGCCAUCGCUCUCCUUAAGGACCAGGAGCCAGGGGCCUUCAUCAUCCGCGACAGCCACUCCUUCCGAGGGGCCUACGGGUUGGCCAUGAAGGUGUCAUCUCCUCCUCCGACCGUCGUGCAGCAGAAUAAAAAAGGGGACAUGACCCAUGAGCUGGUGAGACAUUUCCUGAUAGAGACUGGCCCCAGAGGAGUCAAGCUCAAGGGAUGCCCCAAUGAGCCAAACUUCGGGUCUCUCUCUGCCCUGGUCUACCAGCAUUCCAUCAUCCCACUGGCUCUGCCCUGUAAGCUGGUCAUUCCAAACCGAGACCCCACAGAUGAAUCGAAAGAUAGCUCAGGCCCUGCCAACUCAACCACUGACCUGCUGAAGCAAGGGGCAGCCUGCAACGUGCUCUUCGUCAACUCCGUGGACAUGGAAUCACUCACUGGGCCACAGGCCAUCUCCAAAGCCACUUCUGAGACUCUGGCUGCUGACCCCACACCAGCUGCCACCAUCGUUCACUUCAAAGUUUCUGCCCAGGGAAUCACACUGACUGACAACCAGAGAAAGCUCUUCUUCAGACGACACUACCCCCUCAACACUGUCACCUUCUGUGACCUGGAUCCACAGGAGAGAAAGUGGAUGAAGACAGAAGGAGGUGCCCCUGCUAAGCUCUUCGGCUUCGUGGCCCGGAAGCAGGGCAGCACCACCGACAACGCCUGCCACCUCUUCGCUGAGCUUGACCCCAACCAGCCCGCCUCCGCCAUCGUCAACUUUGUCUCCAAGGUCAUGCUGAGUGCAGGCCAGAAGAGAUGAACGCCACCCCUCGCCCGGGGCCAUGGCAGUGGGGACGGGGCAUGUGGGGCGGGGACUCAUGAAUCCCGACCACCCUUGAAUCCAGAAGGAGGACUUUGGGCCAGUUUUGGAGAAGGAGAGAAGAAAGUGCAACGUGGGGAGGGGGAAGUGAAUUGCAGAGGGGAAGGGGGGGAGAGAGAGAGAGCUAGAGAAAGAAAAAGAUGGGGGAGGAUAACUCGGAUUCCCCUGGGUGGAUGGAUACCGCAGAGCCCCCAAAGCCUCCACCGCUAACCAGGUCCACCUGACCCCCCUCCCCCUUCCAAGAGGCUCCUCAGAGGAGACAGACAGACCAACUCCUUGAGGAUCUAUAUUUUGGAAGUAAAUGGAAAAGCUGUCUCCCUAACCCGACCGCUUUGCAAGGAGAAAUCAAAUUGAGAGAAUCCUUUUCUGGCCACCUCUGGGGUAGAUUGGCAAACCAAAAAGAGCCAGCAUGGGCACCAAGUGGCAGAACUUUUGCCUGUGAGAGUACCGUAGACCUGAGGUCCCUGAGGUCUCUGGACUCUGCCUCCGAUGUACAGUCUGUGUGGGUGUCUGUAUGGGGUAUAUACUGUGUCCACACCCACAUCUUCACGUAUUGAUUUCCAUGUGCCUCUCAGCCAGAGUUAUAAAUAUAUAGACUUUUGCGUGCCCCGUGUAUUUGCACAUGCAUGUGCAUACUGUCCAAAGAAGGUGAGAGUUGGGCGCGACAGGGCAGCAGGAGUAUCCAAGAUCAUGGGAUCGCAGACUCUCUCUCGGUCUCCACGCUUGCUCUCUAGCGGCCCUGGGUGCUGCCAGCACCUUCCCAGCAAAGACCCCCGCAGGAGUGGGGCUGGCCGCCCUGCAGCCUUAGCCCUGAUCUGCCCCCACAGGGAGGCUGGACACUUGGUUCGGGAGGUGCAGACGUACGUGUGCAUAGUCUUGGGGAGGAGAUCCCUCAAGAGGGUUGCCGGUUGAGCUCUGGGGGUCUUCUCAGAGGCGUGUGGCCCAGCAGCAGGUAUGGGCAGGUGGCUCCGGCCAGCUCUGAGCCCUCAGCCCAUUCUUGGGUUUUGUGCCCCAGACCAGCCUUUCUUCAGAAUUGCUUAUCUGUUUGAUGCCUUUUUGGGUGUCGGGGAUCAAGCCUUCCUGCCCUGGUUUGUCCUUCAGGGUCUCUAUGUUGGAGCUCGUCCUGGGGAACCUGCUCCGUGAGGCCCCGGGGGAGACACCCGAUGGCCUUUCGUCCCCCCCUCUGCAGGUGAUUCUGGGUCUGAUUUUUACUGGGCUGCCCGGGCUGUCCUUGGCAGAGCUCCUGGGGCCACUUCCUGUGCAUCUACAUGGCCUACCUACAAUGCCAAAGCCUCGCUGUUCCCCAUCCUGCCAUGGUUUCCCCAGCAGAGCCAAGCUGCCCGUGGAGCAGAGGGGCAAGGGAAUGCAUUUAGGUCAGAGGGCUGAGAGUCCAUCUGGGCAAUUCGAACCCCCCAGACCACCACCCAAGCACUCUAAGCCAGAGUAGAAAAUUCACCGGGAUUCCAUUAUUGAAUGGCUUCUUAAGCCUAUGGGGUUCCCUAGAGAGAGGCAUUGUACUGAUAUAUAAAUAUAUAUAAUAUAUAUGUGAGACAUACUGACAGAAUCUGUAAGCUAAUAAAAUAUAAGAAAAGGUUAAAAAAAAGAAUAGGUAAAUUGACAAGAAGUAUUUAUUGUUUUCCCAUAUUGCUUUAUUGCCUUCCCGGGCAUAAACCAAUUCCCGUCCCUUUUUUAUGUAUAAGUGAGGUCUGAACUGUAGGGGGCCUUUAUCCUUGGAGCCAUCAGGGGUCUCCUGGCCCUACUGUUGGCCUUCCCUAGACUCCGUCUGGGGCUCAGUGAGAAGGGGGUGCACACGUCCAUUCCCUUCACCCCCUUGUUUUCUGGCAAGCCCGGGGCACAGCAGUCAGCUCCCAGAGAUGAGGGGAGCUGCCCCCCUCACUGUGGGCCUGAACAAGUGGAUGAGCCUGCGGGGGACAAGGGUGUGUGUGGCAGAUGUGGGUGACAGGUGUGUCUUUUGCAUUUUUUCUCCUCCAAGAAGCUGUACCUGUGUGGACGUUCUGUUUCAGGGAGUUGGAGAGUGUCUGAAGGUAGGGAGCAGGCCCUCGCUUCCUAAAGAAUACAACCUUGCACUUGGUGGCCAAGGUUCCUCCCAAGUGCUCUUCCUUCUGAGGCAUUCAAGCCAGAUACCCAGAUCUCCCCCCUCCUCAUUCCCUACAUACCCCAACUCUCUUCCCAGAUAGGAGAUAUCCCUUGCCCACUUCCUUUGUAAAUAUCUCAAUCUCCUGCUGGCCCUGGCCCUGGGACUCUCCCCUCCUGGCCUGGAUGUCCUCUCUCCGCUUGAGGCCAGGUGGAGUGUAGACCCUUCGGCAGCCAGCCCCGGGCCGUCACACGUGCAUUCCCACUGCCCACCAGCAGCUCCCACCUCCCAGGCAUGGCCAGCCCGCCCCGCUCAGGCCUGAGCCUAGUGUGACCCUGGGAAGGACCGGGCAGCCUGGGAAGCUGAUCAGCUCACUCCCUCACGUCCCUCUGGAAGGAGUGGGUUUCCAGAAGAAUGAUAGGAAAGGGUACCCCCGUCUCCAGGCAGCCCUACCUUUGGGUCAGACACUGGUUGGGAGCACACUGUGGCUCUCCCAUGUCUCACAGGUUAGGUCUCUGUACCCAUGCGUGCACGCACACACACACACACACACACACACACACACACCCCACACCCCACAGCGCUGCGGUAUAUUCUUGCCAAAGAUUUCCUUUAAGAGAAAGCACUUUUAAUAAUUAUUGUUAUUAUUGUGUGAAUGUCUAUCCUUUCCUCUCCUCCUUCCCCCUCAACCCUUUUUGCUGUUAUUGUUGAAUCUGUGUGCCAGCCAGGAGAAUGCUGUCUGGUCUUGAAACAGGCUGGCAGGGCAAGGGUCUGGGGGAAGUUGGCAAGGAAGAACGGGAGAGGCGGCGAAACAGUGACACAGACGCCAGGCUGGCUCAGGCCCCGCCCCCCCGCUCCAGCCAGGCGUCUGAAGCCGGCCUGGGGCCUGGGGCUGGCCUGCACGGUGUCUGGAGGGAAGAGGGCAGGGAGUUGACAUCUGUCCGAUUCAGGGAGAGGUCCAGGUGGCUCCCCACCCGUGGAACAGGAGGACAGGGCAGGGCAUGGGAACAAUGGAGAGGUGACCCCAGAGGGGAAAUAGGAAGGAAGUGAGCUGUCUGGUCAACCUCCAGGGGUGACUGCAAUGCUCCUGCCCUGCAGUCUUGGCACCCUGGUCCCCUUAUCUAGCCAGGUGUUUGGGGGCCAAUACACUGUGUCCUAGGCUAGGGAAGGGCCUUUUGACCCCUAUCUUUGUCGGAGUCUCUCCCUAGCAACUCUAAAAACAUGUGGAUUCCUUCUCCCGUGGGUUUCGAGGACUCCCUGGGUGUGUCAGAGGCUGGCAGGAUAGGGGUGGCGGGGCCUGGUGGCCGUGUGAUCUGUAGGAGGCAGCAGCCAGCUGGACAAGCGUGAUCCUUAUAAAGGGCACUCAGGAGGGGGGGUACUCUGAUGCGCCACAGCCGAGGUCAGGGAGGCUCCCCCGCCAUCCAGGGGGUGUGGAGGUGUCUAUAAGCAGAACAGGGAUAGGCCUGGGGCAUUUGCUCACCGUCCCUGCCUCCUGGCUCUCCCUCGCUUCUUCGGACUGUCUCAACUUCAGGAUUGGGGGAGGUCAAGUGGGUCCAUGCCCCAUCCAAGGGCUGCCUCCCGCCCCUACAUCUCCCCACACUUGGGUUCCUUGGAGAGGUUGGGGGCAGAGUCCCAGAGCCACUCUUCACCCAGGCCCAGGCCCCAGGGUCCUGAGACUGGAGCUCCUGGCUGGUGUUACACGGGGCGGGUGCAUACACGUGCGUGUGCAAGUGUGGGUGUAUAUGUGUACAUAUUUUGCUGGUCUCUAGGGAACACGGGGUUAGGGUCAAAGGCAGCGAAUGAGCUAUGGGAUGUCAAGGUCAGUAUCACCCAGCAGUGAAAGGAAUCAGGAGGGCCCCAAUCGCUAGAUUAUCAGUAUUGUUGGUGAGGAUUGGCUACACGGGGUGCUCCCUCCCGACUCCUCUGUCCUCAGACGCCCAGCAUGUUUGAGGACUUCCGUUUAUGUCCCACACCUGGGCUCUUCUCAGCAGCGAGGUAAUUGCAGAGGAAUGUCCCCAGUUUGUUUUCUAAUCAGUGUUAAACAGUUUGAGACUCUCCUGUGUGUCCAUGUUCGGUUUGUGCGUGAGACUGAGCACAUGUGUGUGUGUGCACGCCAUGUUUCCCCAUUUUCUCUCUUCCCGCCGACACGCCAUUCGAAACAAAUGUAAGAAAUUCCUUGCCACCCCCUCCCCGCCUCCCAGGCCCUCUGCAGGAGAAACAAUAACUUGGCAUCCUCCCCGUCCCCUGGCUGUGUAUUUAUAUAGAUGGAAAUAUCCUUUCUAUUUUGUAUCAUCGUGCCUAUAACCUCCGCCACCUUGUAUAAACCCUGACCUGUGCUCCUUGCCCUGGAUAUGAAUGUAUUUUACACCAAUGCUGGCCCACUCCUGUACAGCUGCUUUGUUUCUUUGCGACCCAUUGUAUGGCUUUA
Panthera uncia (snow leopard) is the source of this 10402-nucleotide messenger RNA. It is a transcript of the gene TNS1, whose product is annotated as tensin 1. Gene Ontology annotation, molecular function: protein binding. The record is from RefSeq and is a predicted model, not a curated record. The transcript is spliced from 28 exons. Gene Ontology annotation, biological process: fibroblast migration. Lineage: Eukaryota; Metazoa; Chordata; Mammalia; Carnivora; Felidae. Bases 570 to 5819 code for a protein of 1749 amino acids.